GGAUAUGAGGCAGGAGGGCUUGGGGACAACUGUGGGGACAUGGCCCAGAUGAUCUGAUCCUGGCAGUAGUGACUGUUGGGGACCAGGAUGCUGGCAGGUCAACUCGAGGCCAGGGACCCCAAGGAGGGCACCCACCCAGAGGACCCGUGCCCAGGAGCUGGGGCUGUCACGGAGAAGACAGCUGUGGCAGCCGAGGUUCUCACGGAGGACUGCAAUGCCGGGGAGAUGCCACCAUUACAGCAGCAGGUCAUCAGACUCCACCAAGAGCUUGGGAGACAGAAGUCUCUGUGGGCUGAUGUUCAUGGAAAACUCCGGAGUCAUAUAGAUGCUUUGAGGGAGCAGAACAUGGAGCUCCGAGAAAAGCUGAGAGCUCUGCAGCUGCAGCGGUGGAAAGCCAGGAAGAAAUCUGCAGCGUCCCCACACGCGGGGCAAGAUCGCACACUCUGGCAUUGGAACCUGCUUUUGGAAAAAUGUCACCUCUGUCAGCUGAUGAAGAGACAAUACCCAAAUACAUUGGCCGCAAGAAUCAGAGUGCCACUCUCCUGGGACAAUUCAGCUCCUCCAAAGCCAAUGAGUUUAAAGAUAGAAAGAAUUAGCUCGUGGAAAACACCACCACAGGAAAAGAGAGAUAAAAGUCUUUCCAGGAGACGUCAAGACAGAAGAGCAACACCUACUGGAAGGCCAACUCCCUGUGCAGAGAGACGGGGGGGUGUCUGAGGAUGGAAAGGUGGCCUCGGACACCUGUGUCACUCUACACUGGCCCCUUGGAAAAUUCAGAUUCAGAUAAAGUUCCACUUAGGUCUAAUAAAAGUACUCAAUUUGUUAUUCAAAAUAGACCUAGUAAUUUAUUAAACUAAUUAUGUUUCUAUAGAUAAAACCUUGAAGUUCUUCAGACAUGUCUCUAAUGCUAUAAAAGCAAACAACUUGGAUUGGGUUUUA
Pan troglodytes (chimpanzee) is the source of this 939-nucleotide messenger RNA. RefSeq names its product t-complex 10 like (gene TCP10L). The record is from RefSeq and is marked provisional. NCBI's taxonomy places the organism in Eukaryota, Metazoa, Chordata, Mammalia, Primates, Hominidae.